GCCCCAGCGGCCGGCGGGCCAGAACGCAGAGAGCCGCCGCCCGGCCGGCUGUGGAUGGAGGCGGCGGGCCCUGAGCUGCUCCGGGGCUGAGGGGCAGAUAGCAGGACCUCGACUGGCUCGCCAUGGAGGAGGAGGGCGUGAAGGAGGGUGGCGAGAAGCCCCAGGCGGCUCGGAUGGCGGACAAGGAGGGCUGGCUGAAGAAGAGUGGUGGCGGGCUCCUGGGGCUCUGGAAAGACCGCUACCUGCUGCUGUGCCAGGCCCAGCUGCUGGUGUGCGAGAGUGAGGAUGAGCAGAAGUGCGUGGAGACGGUGGAGCUGGGCAGCUACGAGAAGUGCCAGGACCUGCGCGCCCUGCUCAAGCGGAGACACCGCUUCAUCCUCCUGCGCUCACCUGGGAACAAGGUCAGUGACAUCAAAUUCCAGGCACCCAGCGGCGAGGAGAAGGAGUCCUGGAUCAGAGCCCUCAACGAGGGUAUCAACCGGGGCAAGAACAAGGCUUUUGAUGAGGUCAAAGUGGACAAGACCUGUGCCCUGGAGCACGUGACCCGGGACCGUGUGCGGGGGGGCCAGCGGCGCCGGCCACCCACCAGAGUCCACCUGAAGGAGGUGGCCAAUGCGGCCUCAGAUGGGCUGUCUCGCCUGGACUUGGACGUCCCCAACAGCCGGCCAUCCGCCUUUGUCCCCAAUCAAGAGGAUGAUGCUGUGGCCCCUCCCCGGGAGAAGCCUCAGCCCCUCAUGCCACCCACCAAGCUGUCCCCAGCACCCCAGAAGGCCAGCCUGGGAGACCUGACUGAGCCUUCUGCAGGGGAGAGGGCACCCAGCCCAGAGGCCCUGCCCAACAACCUUGGGGAUGAGGGGGCAGCACCAGAGGACCCCAGCAUUGAGCCCCGCAGCGGGGUCUUGCCUGACAAACUGAAGGUGAGCUGGGAGAACCCCAGCCCUGAGAAGCCCCCCACCCUGGACAGCGCCAAUGGUGCUGAGCUGCUCCCUGGGUCCAGCCCUGAGCAGCCCGAAGCCGCCCCCAAGGAGGCGGGGAAGUCCCCCCCAGUCCCCCCACCCAAGAUCCUGUCAAAGAAACUGAAGGCAUCCAUAAGAGGGAUAGAAGCUUCUGGGACCUCUGAGACCUCGGCGCCGGAACCGGUCCCGGUGAAUGGUGUGUCCGACGAACCCCUUGAACCCUGUUCAGCCCCCAAGGACCCAGGGACAUCCCCCCCAGAUGCAGUGACCCCUCCAGAUGCAGCAGCCCCCCCAGUGAAGCCCCCCAUGGACCCUGAAGUCCCCUGCCAGCCCCGCUGCUCCUCCAUGGGGGACCUGCUGAAGGAGGUGCCCCGGGACCCCCGGCAGCGGCUGUUCCGGGCCCAGCUGGGGGUGCAGGCAGCCUCGGAGCAGACAGAGAAGCUGCUGGACUCAGUGCUGAGCGGGGGGCCGGCCCCCCCAAGCACCAAGACGCUGCUUAGCCAGGCCGUGGAGCAGCUGAGACAGGCCUCACAGGCCCUGCAGGAGAUGGGGGCGCUGGACGGGCUGCACCCCGAGACCCAGCGCAAGGAGUUGGUGACCCUGUACCGCAGGAGUGCACCCUAGGACGGUCGGGCACCCUGGGGGCCUCCCACUAGGCCUGGUACCACCCAGAACCACCAUCUGCCACGGGGUUCUUCUUCUGGACUGUUCCUGCCCGCCUGGGGGCGUGGGCACUGCCCUCGGGGUUUGGGGGUUGCAUCAAGUCCGAUUCCCACCCCCCCAUUUCCACGUUUACAUUUCCAACUGCUGAACAGAGCACAGCUGAGCCCCCCAGCCCCUUCCCCAGGUCACCCCAGCGAGAGGAUGGCUGCUGUCUGUGUGAGGGAAGCCCUGGGCCCCAGCCUUCAGCCACCCCACUGGGCCUGCCUCCCUGGGAUGUCAGCCCCCCAGGAGGAACUAGAAGCUUCUCCUAGUCCAGCCCUGGCUCCCAGGACCAGCAUCUUCCCAGAGGGGUGACACCCCUGCCCCCCCAAUAGUCUCAGAAAACUCUGGAUGCAAUAGGUUACACUUCAGAGUUUUAAAGCCGCCCACCUAGGUUUUGGGGGGGGGCAAUUUUGACCCACCAGUUCCUCCUCCACCCAGCAGGUCAAAUAUCACAGUCUUGCUGAUGGGGAUGGUCGGAUCAGAGCCUGAGACCCCCUUCCCCUCCCCUGGCCUGACUCUGGCCCCAGUGACCUGUCCCCCUCAACUUCCAGUCCGCAGCUGGGGCUGAGAGGAUACUCAGGGUCCAGAGGCUUUGGACUAGGCUGCCCACCCCCACCAGUCCUGCCAAGGUCUUUCUGCAUGUGCACCUUUGUUUACCGAGAGAAAUGGGGUCUCGCUCCCCAGAACUGCAAUACACACCACCAGCUGAGCCCACCAAGGCCUGCCCACCCAGGGCCCCCUUCACUCUGCUUUUGCUGUGUCCCUGAGGGCAGUGGCCUGGGACGGGGGGGGGGGGGGGGGGGCAGUGUGGCCUGUGCCAGGCAGGGGGUGGGCCGCUGUGGCCCCUAGAAACUUCCCCCCCCACCUGCCGCAGCCUGCUUCUCCCUCUUCCGUCCCCACCCGCGGCGAGGACCAGAAUGUCACCGGCAUCCACUGUCACAAGGUCCCCGCAUCUGCCCCGGAGCCUGAGCUUACUCCUGUCACGUGACCAGCACAGCAGCCGCCCUGGUGGCCAAAUGCUGAAGCCGCCUAGGUCCCCUUGCCCUGGUGCCUGGCACCUGGCUCCCGGGGGAGAGUGGGGGCCAGAGCCUUGCCACCUCCUCCAGGGAGGUACCCUGCCUUGUCUUCUGCUUCUGAAGCGCCUUCUCAAGGGUUGCAAUAAAGCUCUUUUUAUGGAA
Molecule: messenger RNA, 2839 nt
Organism: Erinaceus europaeus (western European hedgehog)
Lineage: Eukaryota; Metazoa; Chordata; Mammalia; Eulipotyphla; Erinaceidae
Gene: PLEKHO2
Product: pleckstrin homology domain containing O2
Exons: 6
Coding region: 123-1580 (485 amino acids)
Biological process (GO): macrophage apoptotic process
Source: RefSeq, a predicted model, not a curated record